Terrapene triunguis (Three-toed box turtle) is the source of this 653-nucleotide messenger RNA. It is a transcript of the gene BCL7B, whose product is annotated as BAF chromatin remodeling complex subunit BCL7B. The coding region runs from base 28 to 633 and encodes 201 amino acids. The transcript has 6 exons. Lineage: Eukaryota; Metazoa; Chordata; Testudines; Emydidae. The record is from RefSeq and is a predicted model, not a curated record.
GCCGGGGUUGCCGGGGCUGCGGACGCCAUGUCGGGCCGCUCGGUGCGAGCUGAAACCCGCAGCCGCGCCAAAGAUGACAUCAAAAAAGUGAUGGCGGCCAUCGAGCGCGUCCGCAAAUGGGAGAAGAAGUGGGUGACGGUGGGAGACACAUCCCUUCGGAUAUUCAAGUGGGUGCCUGUAGCAGACAGUAAGGAGAAAGAGAAGUCCAAAACAAGUAGCAGCGCUGCCCGAGAACCCAAUGGCUUCCCAGCUGACUCAUCUGCCAACUCCUCCCUCCUCCUGGAGUUCCAGGAUGAGACCAGUAACCAGAGCUCCUUGUCGGAUGUUUACCAGCUCAAGGUCGACAGCAGCCCAAACUCGAGCCCCAGCCCCCAACAGAGCGAGUCAAUGAGUCCUGCACAUACGUCUGACUUCCGCACGGACGAUUCGCAGCCACCUACACUGGGGCAGGAGACCCUGGAAGAGCCCUGCCUACCUUCCUCGGAAGUUGCAGAUGAGCCUCCCACUCUCACGAAGGAGGAGCCUGUCCCUCUUGAGACUCAGGAAACUGAAGAGGAGGAUUCUGGGGCGCCGCCUCUGAAGAGAUUUUGUGCUGAUCAGAACUCUGUGUGCCACACGGUCUCGGAGAGCUAGGGACGGGCCCCUCCCUCCAG